Cydia fagiglandana is the source of this 2103-nucleotide messenger RNA. RefSeq lists its product as uncharacterized. The coding region runs from base 186 to 2099 and encodes 637 amino acids. The record is from RefSeq and is a predicted model, not a curated record. Gene Ontology annotation, cellular component: nucleus. Gene Ontology annotation, molecular function: DNA-binding transcription factor activity, RNA polymerase II-specific; RNA polymerase II transcription regulatory region sequence-specific DNA binding. The transcript has 4 exons. Gene Ontology annotation, biological process: regulation of transcription by RNA polymerase II. Lineage: Eukaryota; Metazoa; Arthropoda; Insecta; Lepidoptera; Tortricidae.
GAUGGCAGCGUGUAACGUACGCGUCGUAAUAUUUUUAUGUAAAUAAUUAAUAAUAAUGUAAUUGUAAAAUCAUUUAAUUGUGGUGUUGUGUGUGUAUUUUAAUUUAUUUCAUGAUAAGUUUAUUUAUACUUCAAUUUCGUAAAUAUUGGUAAUCUCUUGCGUGAACUAGCAGUACAGCAAUCAUAAUGGCAUUUGACACGAUCUCCUUAAGCAGCGAUGAUGAUGUCCCUUUGAAGACGCUAUCUGCUGAUGACGUCCCUUUGAAGACGCUAUCUGCUGAUGAUGUCCCUUUGAAAACGCUAUCCGCUGAUGACGUGCCUGUGAAUGCGCUGGGAGCUUCAUAUGUGACAAUCAAAUCCACCGUUCUGAAGACACGCAGUGUGGAGCAUUGUGACUUUUGUGAAGAGGUGUUUCUGAAUAAGUAUGAUGCUUUAAUUCACAAUGGGAAACAUAUAAUCAUUCCACUCAUUAAGAAGGAGCUACACCAGUGCCCUCUAUGUCUGUUUUAUUACACAUCUCGAUAUAAACUUAAACAUCACACAAGAAACAAACACAAAAAUGACGUCAUCAAAAUUGAAGCAGCCAUCAAACCAGUCAUUACUGAAAAUAAAACGCUUAUAAACCCAGUCAAAGAAAAUAAAAACAAACUUGACAUGAAAGUUAAUGAUAAAUCUAAGAAUAAUGAAAGUAAAGGAAUAGUUAAAAAAGUUACCUUUAUAGAUAAUUCUGACGAUGAAGACUUACCACUGGUUAAUCAUAGUAACAAAAAAGAUAUAAAAGUUUCCACUGAUGACGAUGAUGAUUUGCCAUUAAUAUUUAAUACUAAUGCAAUCAAAAAGACUGAGAAAACGCCUAAAUGUGAAACUGAAUUGCUAAGACAAGCACUUUUAAAAGAUGUGAAAGUAGUCAUUGAGAAGAUAGAACUUUCACAUAAAGUUGAAUCCAAAAUCUCAGUGACCAGCUCAAAAGUGCCUGAGAAAUUUGAAAUAGAUGUAAAAGACUAUGAAAUACCUAAAUACCAACCUAAAGUAGACAACCAAAAACUUGAUAUGUUUGAUGUUGUAAAAGCAAGUAAUCCAAAACCGAAUGAUGAAGUGAAAAUAAGAAGUCGUCUCACAUUUGAAGAUGAAAUUGAUGAUAUUCACGAUGAUGAAGUGAUGAAAGAUUUGACUAAAGAGUGUAUAGUCGACAUGAACCUUUUUGACGAGCCCUGGUUUGAUGAACUUGCUAACAGUAUUACAAAUGAUGAUGUCAUAGUUGAUGAUAUGAUUAUAUCUAUUGAUGAUGAUGAUGAAGAGAAAGGUACAGAAGUCAUUGUGAAAGAGACAGAUGCUGUGUAUACACCUAGUACGCAUCAUGAUGAGUUGAUUAAGCCAGGCGUUUAUCGGUGCAAGAAAUGCCAGCAGAUGUUUCCCACAAGGUUCAACCAGAUACAGCACGAGAUGUCGCAUAUGCACAUCCGGAAGCCCCGGCCCAUGCUCUGCGAGUACUGCGACCGCUUCAUAGCCACCAAGAGAGCCCUAAAAGACCACAUCGCUACAAAACAUAGCAAACCUUACCGGCCCCGGACCUUCAAAUCUUGCACCAAAUGCGGCCUAAAAUACAACAACAUUGAAACGCAUUUGGACAAUUAUCACGUAAUACUCCGCUGCCAUCUUUGUAACCAACGUUUUGACACAGAAAUUGACAGAUUAAAUCAUAUCAGAGGCCAUUUAGUCAAAAUAAAAUGCGUUCAAUGCGAUUUCGUGGCGUCGGAACUCGAGAUAAAAGAGCAUCAGAAGCGAUUCCACAAAGUUCCGAGUACGGUAUCUUCGACUUUUAAAUUGUGUGAAAUAUGUUGUCUGUUUUUAAAAAAUAAGGGGAAUACCCAAUAUAUAUUUGGAGAAACUGUGAGUGAAUUAGGCUCUAGGUUGGACUGCGAACAUUGUGGCAAUAAAUUUUUCCAUUUGACUGAAGUGCGGCGCAUUAUGAAAGGGAGACCGAGCGAUAGAGCCACGUGUGAGAAGGAAAGGGACAAGAAAAAGGUUUUAACUAAUAAGGAGAGGCUUAAGAAUAUACAGCAGAGGUUGAAAAUGAUUAAUAAACUUAGCAGAUUUUAAUUUU